UGGAGUCGCAGACGGCCCUGAAAAAUCAAUCAGCAUCCAUUACAAGUGGUGAAAGGGCGGCCCAGCAAACAAGGUCGAGUUGGUCGAUUAAUUCACGGAACACGAGUCGUAGCGCGCUGUUGGCGAGGUUAACGUUUGUCGGUUCACCCCAAGAGCACGUGAAGGUUUUCGGUAUGACAGACCUGACUGAAGCUCACCUGAAAAAAGAAUAGCUCCUACUCGAGUCCUAUGUGAACUCACCUGUACUCCCACCCAUUUGGAAACAUGAUGGCAGAACUUGUGUGAAAACUUGUUGAGUGUACCUGAAGUUUGUUAAGUGCAUUAAUGAUUAUUAGUUUAUUUACAAGGAAUAAAAAUGUCACUAGAAGUUGUGUAAAACGAAGGGCUUGAAUUGGUGAAAAGCGAAGAGAGAGAGAAAAUAUACACUCUUCUCACAUACAACAGCUAAGGUAUACCUAAGAUUAACAUGUCAGGUUCCAAACCAUGUUCUAGUACUAAGGAUGAGCAUGUCAAGCGACCCAUGAACGCUUUCAUGGUGUGGUCUCGCGCUCAACGGCGAAAGAUCGCCUUAGAGAAUCCGAAGAUGCACAACUCAGAAAUCAGCAAGCGUCUGGGCGCUCAGUGGAAAAAUCUGUCUGAGGCUGAGAAACGGCCUUUUAUUGAAGAAGCUAAGCGACUACGAGCGAUGCACAUGCGGGAACACCCGGACUAUAAGUACAAACCUCGUCGAAAACCUAAAAGUCUGUCGAAAAGAGAUCGCUUCCCUUUUCCAUUACCCUACAUCCCGGCUCCAAUGGAUUAUCUUGGUGGCAGCUUUACCAGAGGUCUUCUGGGCCCUACUUCGACACUGCCGACACAUGUUCCAGGGUUUUUUCCUUUCGUCACUCACGCCAUGGACAAUCCGGGGAACCUUGUCGGAGUUCCAGCUAUGAGCUCUACCGGUGUUGGUGAACGGUGGUCGCCGGCGGACACAGCUGUUAAGACCAGACAUGUCCUACCUGGGACCCCAAGCCCUGAUUCCGCUUCUAGUCAUUCCUUUAAGCCGGUAAGUCCUAGCGGUAUUCCGACAUCAUCUCUUAGCUGUAACGGAUAUCCAACCGCAGCGGCGACACUGUAUCCUAGCGUGCCACUGUCGGCCUACCUCAUGCCAUGUGGCUGCGGUCCAUCUGGCUACAACUGUCCCUCAAGUUCAGAGUCAAUAGACCUUUCACGACAUACCUGCACUGCGGCUAACUCCUUGUUCAUAAAUCCCUACCUAAAGCCACCGGAUGGAAGCCUUUUCUCUUCCUCAGCAGUAGGAGGCGAACCCUCUGGUCUGCGGGACCACAGCUUGGGACGCCCAACAGCGUCCACACUAACCAGUGGGUUAUCGGCAUCAAGUCAACUGUUAGGAUUGUACUCAUCGUACUUCAGCAGACCAAAAGUACCCGAAGCACGCCUAGAAGUGUAGGUCAUAAUGUACUGGAACACGUGAAUAAUAAAAGUCACAGCCCUAAUGUAAGUAAUAUUUGUUAGUAAAGCAGGUGACGCAAGACUUACACCGUUAUCCACCAACGAGUGCUGAAAAUAAUGUUCAUCCUGCGAAAUGAAAGAUAUAGAACAGAAAGUUUAUCAUUAAGUCACAGUGCCAUGAAAUACAGUUAAUCAUAGGACACAAGAACUUUCGGACCUAAGCUAAUUAAAUGAAAGCUUAUGUUACAACUUUUUUCCUUUUAGUAAACCAAGAAUUUUUUUGAGUGUUUCUGAGUUUUCUGUCAAGUGAGUGAUAUUUAACUACAUUUCAUGACGCGUUGUAUGAUAUAUAUGCACAUGCACGUUGUUUUAGUGUUAAACAAUAGACGUAUAAAUGCUUGUGAAAGUGAAACGUUGGUCGAUGCAUUCUGCAUGAUUUAGACUAAUAAAAUGUUUCCCCAUGUGUGAUAAAUUCCCUAUUUACUUGAAAAAAUGAAGCAAGACUAAACUAAAGAUAAUUUUUAAGAAUAUAUUGAGCCAGAAAAACUGGGUCUUUGAAAUGAUCAAAUUAGGUUAGAUAGGUUUAUUGAAAUUCCUUAUUUAAGACUGUAAAAUAGUAUAUUAAACACUGUUGGUUGUGAGUCAAAAGGCUUUAUAAAUAUGGAGUUGAUCAAUUGUCUUAUAAUAUAUUAAAUAUUUAUAUUGCUGUAAAAUAAUAAAACCAUUUCUUUAAUUAUGUUCAUCCUCACUAGUUUGCUGCUGUAUAGACAACUUUAAGACAUUUCACCUCAGCUGACAGUUUUCAUCAGAAACAGCAGCAGCUUUUGUGUGACAAUAAUGAAGUACUUUUCUGUUUAACUCUCUAUGCUUCUAAACGAUCCGAGCGUGAUCUUGUGGUUAGCAUCCUUGGCUGUAAAUCUACGGGUCCAUCAUUCGCGACCCGUUACUAUGAAGAAAAACACACACACAAAAAACAAAAACAAAAAAACACGCAUUGCACA
This is a messenger RNA of Limulus polyphemus (Atlantic horseshoe crab), 2453 nucleotides long. RefSeq names its product transcription factor Sox-14-like. The transcript has a single exon. Gene Ontology annotation, biological process: cell differentiation; regulation of DNA-templated transcription; anatomical structure morphogenesis. Gene Ontology annotation, molecular function: RNA polymerase II cis-regulatory region sequence-specific DNA binding; DNA-binding transcription factor activity, RNA polymerase II-specific. The coding region runs from base 467 to 1450 and encodes 327 amino acids. The record is from RefSeq and is a predicted model, not a curated record. Lineage: Eukaryota; Metazoa; Arthropoda; Merostomata; Xiphosura; Limulidae.